This is a messenger RNA of Saccostrea cuccullata (small rock oyster), 4330 nucleotides long. RefSeq lists its product as uncharacterized. The record is from RefSeq and is a predicted model, not a curated record. Lineage: Eukaryota; Metazoa; Mollusca; Bivalvia; Ostreida; Ostreidae. The transcript is spliced from 4 exons. The coding region runs from base 956 to 4075 and encodes 1039 amino acids.
UUAAUUAAAAUUAAAUGUCAAUUCAUAGUCAACAAAUUGUCUCUAUAUAUCCAUAAAAAAGUCCCUUUUAACGGAGGGUUCUAUUUUGUACAUUGCAGGCAGUGGUUCUACAGCAUGAAUGAAAUAAUUUAUCUGUAAUUUUGUAUUUUUAACUGGUAUUUUACUAAAACACUUUUCAUUGGAAAAGGGGUGAAUAUGUUUGAAUUGUAUUAUUGAAACAGUUGUGGUUUUUUUUAGUGUCAAGAGAUAUGUCUAGCAGGCGACUCAAGGAGAAAGAGAGGCUUCGCAAAAGAAACAGUAGAAUUUCUAACCAAAUUUCUAAUCAAGAUAACAUUAAUGGAUCUUCAGAACAGCAAAAAGAUGAACAUCCGGUUGUUAUUACAGCAGCAGAGACUGGUUCUUGUAAAGAAAAACCUAUCCAUUCCCUACUCACUGAAUUUUGUGGUCAUAAUAAGAAUGCAGUCAACAUUGAAGUAUUUGGUGUACCCAUCAACUACAAAAUACCAAAGACUGUGCAAAGGGAAAGAACUUCUGUUGGGAACACUGUGGAUAAGGAGAAAGAUGAGUCUUUACAAAGAGAAAUAACUCCUAUAACAAAUAUUGAUCCUUUGGAGAAAAAUGAGCAAAUUUCAAAAAGAAAGAAUUUAUGCAUGAAAGACCUUAUGAGAAGAAAGAGAGAUGAUGUCAUCUACAGACACAAAGAGCAAAAAAGAGAUUUAAAACAAAAACAACACAAGAAAAAUGAAGAAUUAAAGAAAGGAAAUAAAGUUUGCAAGCAAAAGGAGAGUUCUUUAAAAAGGAAAUUAAAGAGAGCAGAUAAAGAUUACAGAAAAGCUGAACAAGAAAGAGACACAUUACGGAGAAAAAAGUUAGAGAAAAUCUCAACUACAGGACAGCUGAAAAAAACCGAGAAACAUUACAAAAAAAAUUGCAUAGAAAUAAUCCAGAAUAUAGAAUGUAUGAACAGAAAAGAGACACUUUGCGGAGAAAAACAGUUAGAGAAAAUCUCAACUACAGGACAGCUGAAAAAAAACGAGAAACAUUACAAAGAAAUUUGCAUAGAAAUAAUUUAGAAUAUAGAAUGGCUGAACAGGAAAGAGACACAUUGCGAAGAAAAACAGUUAGAAAAAAUCUCAACUACAGGACAGCUGAAAAAAACCGAGAAACAUCACAAAGAAAUUUGCAUAGAAAUAAUCCAGAAUAUAGAAUGGCUGAACAGGAAAGAGAAGCAUUAUGGAGAAAAUUGCAAAGACGAAAACUAGAAUAUAAAGCAGUAGAAAAAAAGAGAGAAAAAAAUGCAAAAAAAAGAAAACGAAGUGAUCAAGACUUUAGAGAAAGAGAGAAAAUAAUGAAUACAGGGUAUCGAAGAGCAAAGAGAAGAGAUCCUGUUUACAGAGCCAAUGAAAGAGAAGGAAACACAAGAAGGACAGCCGAACAGGAAACAUCUAUUGACCAGUGCAUUAGCAAUUUUCAUAGAGCAGUAGAACAAGGACCAGUGUACACUUGUACAAGCUGCCAUCAACUCCUGUAUAAGCACAGUGUUUGUAAAUAUUCAGGUGCUUUUUCCGAUGACGACAAACAGAAGGAUGCUGUUAGAAAAUUGCUUGAUAUAUGUCCACAAAAAGUCAGUGCUCCUGGAGAGGUUUGGGUGUGUAAAACAUGUCAGUCACAUAUGAAAAAAGGCAAAAUUCCACCAUCAUCAGUACUUAAUAGGAUGAACUUUCCAGAUCAAGGCCCCCUCCAUGACUUAAAUCCUUUAGAACAAACAUUGAUUGCUGCAAGAUUGCCUUUCAUGAAAAUUCAUCAAGCACCCAUAAGUAAACAACAUUUUAUCAAUGGAAAUGUUGUGAUGGUACCAGCUGAUGUUUCCAGCACAAUUAAAAAUCUUCCAAGGCUUCCCUCUGACACUGCUACAAUAAAGGCCACUCUGAAGAGGAGACUGAGAUACAAACAUCAUGUGUAUUGUUUGAAUAUAAGACCAGAAGCUGUACGUGAAGCUGCAAAGUUUUUAGCUACAGCACCUUUAUACAAGGAACAUGGAAUCUCGUUUGAUGAAAGCUGGAAUUGUGAAACUGAAAUGGAAGCACAAAAUAUUGAUAUCAACAUUCAUAGUAAUAGUGUCCCAGAAUCCAACUCAGAAGAUUGUCAUACGCCACCUCCUUUACUUACUGAUUCAAGGGAAAGCAUGCAACUAGGCCUUGAAGAUGCAAGAAAAGAGGAUGAAAAUUGUUCGUUGGAGGAUGGCAUCAAUGAUCCUGAUGACGAUGAUAAAUGGAGUGAGGUGGAUAUCUAUGAAUCAAUGUGUGGUGAAGCAGACACACUUCUUACUGCACCAAGUUUUGUGGAUCAAUCAGAAAUGGAGCAAGUCUACAACUACGCACCUGGAGAGGGAAGUAUUCCAGUUAGCAUAUUUAUGGAAAAAGACAGUGAAGAACUUGCAUUUCCAGCCAUUUUUUGUGGAAGAAGGCGUCCAAGUAAUACAGAGAGACCAGUGAGGGUUACUUAUGGAGAAAUUGUUAAAUCAGAGCUCAGAAAUGUAGACAGACGAGCAGCCAGAUCAGUGGAAAACCUGUUUUUUAAAACAAAGAAGAUCCAAAUGAAGACUUUGAUAGAUCAAACACAGAUAGCCCUUAGAAAAGUAAAAACUAGCAACCAUAGCCUUUCAGCUAAAGAUGUAAAGGGGGAUGCUGCAUUGGAUUUGAUCCACCAUGAUAAGGCAUACAAAUUUCUCGCAAAUAUCAGGGGCUCUCCACCAUAUUUUGAAAAAGUUAGUAAGGAUCUAUUUGCCUUCAUUCGAAAUUUGGGUACAGCAACUUUCUUUCUUACCCUAUCUGCAGCAGAGACAAAGUGGUAUCAUCUACUCAAGAUACUUUCACAAGUUGUAGAUGAAAAGAUUCUCACAGAUGAUGAAGUUAGCCAACUAACAUGGCCACAAAAGUGCCGUCUCAUACAGUCAGAUCCAAUAACGUGUGCUCGUCACUUUGAUUUCUCAGUGCAGAAGUUCCUGAAUAAGUUCCUUUUAACAAAGGCUAACCCCUUAUUUGAAAUCACAGACUACUUCUAUAGAGUGGAAUACCAACAGAGAGGAUCACCACAUAUCCACAUGUUGUUGUGGUGCAAAAAUGCCCCGAAGUAUGGAGAGCACUCAGAGAGUGAAGUUUGUAAUUUCAUUGAUGAAUACAUCACAUGCAAAAAGCCAAAUGAAGAUGAGUCGAUAUUUGACCUUGUUCAGGUUCAGAAGCACAAACAUAGCCACACAUGCAAGAAGCGGAACAGGAAGAUAUGUAGGUUUAACUUUCCCAGACCUCCUAUGAAGGCUACUGCUAUCUUAGAACCACUGAAAACCCCAGAAAUGUCAGAGGAAGACAUACAUAUACACAAACAAUCCUGGAAUAAAAUUCAUGAGUAUCUGCAAAAUAUUGAUGAAAAUGAUGAAACAAUUACCCAUGAAGUACUUCUGUCCAGCCUAAGUAUGACUGAAGAGGAAUAUGUAUGUGCCAUCAGAACAUCUAUAAAAGCAACUACUGUUUUCCUCAAGCGAUCCCCACAGGAAAUUCGUAUCAACAAUUACAACAGAGCUACUCUAGAGGCAUGGCGUGCAAAUAUAGAUGUUCAGUUUGUUCUAGAUGUAUAUGCCUGUGCAACCUAUGUGGCCUCUUAUGUUACAAAGGCACAAAGGGGUAUGAGUGAGCUACUAAGAAAAGCAACAGAAGAAGCAAGACAAGGGAAUCAGUCUUUAAAACAGCAAGUUAGAUGUGUUGGUAACAAGUUUCUGAAUGCAGUAGAGCUGAGUGCCCAGGAAGCUGCCUAUAUAUGUCUACAGCUACCAAUGAAAAGAGCUUCAAGACAAUGUAUGUUCGUCAACACCAGUCCACCAGAAGAACGUGUUACCUUGUUGAAACCAGCCAAAAUUCUUGAUUCCUUAGAUGAUGAGGAUGAGGAUAUAGAAUGCUCCAAUGUCCUCAAAAGGUAUGGAGACAGACCACAGGAAUUGGAAAAUAUCUGCUUAGCAGAAUUUUGUGCCUGGUAUACUGUGGAGGACACCAAAAAAAACAUCUUCAAGAGGGUUCAGUAGAACUAAAACUGUAGACAAUCUUCUCCCAGAACCAGUAGAUGUAGAAAAUGAAGAUGAAGAAAGUAAUGAAGAAGACCAAAUUGCCAAUAACACCACAAAGGCAGAAAAAUACAGAAGAAGAAAAAUUCCAAGAAUUUUAAGAACAGUACACUUUAAUCCAGAGAAAGACUCAGAGAAAUAUUAUCGAGAGCUGGUAAUGCUUUAUUCUCCAUGGAGAGAUGAAGAAAAAUUGCUUGGAAAUUACAACUCCUUCAA